Molecule: messenger RNA, 1690 nt
Organism: Sorghum bicolor (sorghum)
Lineage: Eukaryota; Viridiplantae; Streptophyta; Magnoliopsida; Poales; Poaceae
Product: zinc transporter 1
Exons: 1
Coding region: 153-1238 (361 amino acids)
Biological process (GO): zinc ion transmembrane transport
Cellular component (GO): membrane
Molecular function (GO): zinc ion transmembrane transporter activity
Source: RefSeq, a predicted model, not a curated record
AUAUCUGUUGAUAUAUCUACGGAGUAGUAGCUACACACACACACACACACAAAUAAGCUACUAGUGGCUGAAAGUCUGAAACUGAAAGUCUGUCUGAAACCUCGCUCUCUCCGGCCGAACCCCUCAUCGCAUGCGACCAAGAUCUUAAUUUGAUGAUGAUGGUGAGGAUGAGGAGGAGGGCCUCCACGCUCCUUUGCACCCUGCUCCUCCUCUCCCUGCCGUGCUUCCAUCUGGCAAGCGCCCAUGGCGGCAUCGACGACGGUGACAACGACGGACAUGCCACCACUCCGCCGGCCGACGCCGACCCGUCGUCGGUUCAUCAGCACCUGCGUUCCAAGGGCCUGAUCGCCGUCAAGGUGUGGUGCCUCGUCAUCCUGCUCAUCUUCACCUUCCUCGGCGGCGUGUCACCCUACUUCUACCGCUGGAACGAGGCCUUCCUCCUCCUGGGCACACAGUUCGCCGCCGGUGUCUUCCUCGGGACAGCGCUCAUGCACUUCCUUGCCGACUCCACCAGCACCUUCCACGGGCUCACCAAGAACCAGUACCCGUUCUCCUACAUGCUGGCCUGCGUCGGCUUCCUGCUCACCAUGCUCGCCGACUGCGUCGUCGCCGCGGUCACCAAGAGAAGCGCCGCCGGCGGCGGCGGCGGCCAGAGGGUGGUCAACGAGGCCGCCAGGGAAGAAGGUGACGCCCGUCAUCAGACUCAGACCAAGCAGGAGGAUGCGGCGCACGCGCGCCACCCCAUGUUGGUCACGGUCAGGACGGCGUCGUUUGAGGACGCCGUCCUGCUCAUCUUCGCGCUCUGCUUCCACUCCAUCUUCGAAGGCAUCGCUAUCGGCGUCUCGGCAACCAAGAGCGACGCGUGGCGCAACCUGUGGACGAUCGGGCUGCACAAGGUGUUCGCGGCGGUGGCCAUGGGUAUCGCGCUGCUGCGCAUGAUCCCCAAGCGCCCGUUCCUGAUGACGGUGGCCUACUCGCUGGCGUUCGCCGUGUCCAGCCCCGUCGGCGUGGGCAUCGGUAUCGGCAUCGACGCCACGGCCGAGGGCAGGGCGGCGGACUGGACGUUCGCCAUCUCCAUGGGCUUCGCCACGGGGGUGUUCCUCUACGUGGCCAUCAACCACCUCAUCGCCAAGGGCUACCGACCCCAGGAGCCCACCCGCGUGGACAGCCCCUCCUUCAAGUUCCUCGGCGUGCUCCUCGGCGUCGCUGUCAUGGCCGUCGUCAUGAUCUGGGGCUAGACGUUCGUCCUCACGUAAAAAUCCAAUCCAUCCAUCACAUCCAUCCAGUUUCAUUUCUUCCUUGCAUUAUACUCCCUCCAUCCCAACAAAUUAUAAGUCAUUUGACUUUUUUUAUCCUAAGUUUCACCACUCGUCUUAUUCAAAAAUUUUGUGCAAAUUUAAGUCAUUCUUGAAGAACUUUUAUUAAUAAACCAAUACACAACCAAAAAAAAGUGAUAUUUUGUACAAAACUUUAAAUAAGACGAGUGGUCAAACUUGAUAUUUAAAAAGUCAAACGACUUACAAUUUAGGAUGGAUUGAGUAUUACAAACAAAAUUGCAUGCGUUUGCAAACAAUGUGUAACGUAUUUUCGCAUUAAUUGGCUCGGUUUUGUGAUCUCUUUCCAAUAAUCAUGUAUUUAUGAUGAGUAUGAUUAAUUUGCAACAUAAUAUAAGUACCUCAUGUGAAAAGUC